AUGUAUUGUAUAUUACGUUUAAUCUUUAUCAUAUUUUUUGUUGAUAGUAUUAAAAUAAGUCAUCUAUUUCAAGAUAAGAAUCCGUUUACUACAAAUAAAAAUGAUACUGACAGCAGUGGAAAUCCUAAAAAAAAAUUUAUGCUUAUUCCAAGUAUUGGUUAUGAAAUGAAUGAUAAACCUGGUAAAUUUACUUUCAUAUUGAAUGGAUGGUAUUAUAAACCAGUAGAUUCAGGUUUCAUCAAAAUUAUUAUUAAAACUACUCUUCAAGCAGCACUAAGUGUUUUGGAUAGUAGUUCAACAUCUAAUGAAGAAAUUGAACAAGAACGUAUAGAACCAUUUUUUGUUACUGAUGUUACAGAUCAUAAAAUAAAAUUAAAAUUAACUGAUUCUAUUUCUGAAAUUGUAUCAACUGAUAAAAAUGGUCGUUUUUAUAAAGAUAUUAUUGUAGAUUCAUUAAAUGGAUUAAAUAUACAAAAACAAGAAUUAAAAUAUACUGCUUUUGAUAAUGAUAAUCAACAAAAUGCAUAUGAAGGUAUUAUUUAUUUAAUGAAAAAUAAAAAUCGUAUUGGAUGUUUAAUUAUUUCGGAUAUUGAUGAUACUAUUAAAAUAUCUGAAGUUCCAUUUAAAACAAAAUUAAUGAUUAAUACAUUUAGAAAACCAUUUCAAGCAGUACCAGGUAUGUCUCAAGCUUAUCGUUCAUGGGAAUCUUCAGAUCAAUGCUCAAUACAUUAUGUUAGUGCAAUGCCUUCACAAUUAUAUUAUGCAACACAAACAUUUCUUAAUAAAGAAAAUUUUCCUGGUGGUUCAUUUCAUAUGCGUCAUUUAAAGUUGGCUGAUUCGGAUAAACUCAAUCUAAUUAAUAGUAUCAUUGAUUUUGUUAAACAUGAUGCAUCACGAAAACAUAAAAUAAGUGUAAUAGAAAAUAUUCUUACCUAUGCUUCAAUAAAACAAAAAUUUGUUAUGGUCGGUGAUUCAGGUGAACUUGAUCCAGAAAUUUAUGGAGAAAUUGCUCGAAAAUAUCCUGAUAGAAUUAAAAUGAUUUUCAUACGUAUUGUUCCAGGUGGUAAAAAUAAUAAUAGUCGAUUUGAAAUAGCUUUUCGAAAUGUACGUCAAGAUAAAUGGAAGACAUUUUCUGAUGCAACUGAACUACCUAAGAAAUUAUAUAAUGAUACAAAUUCAAUAAACGAAAGCGGUGGUGGCGAUGGUAAUAUUCAUUCUGUUUAUUCGAAUAAUACAAAUAUUUUAUCGACAUCUUUGUUCUAUAUUAUCAUAUCCGUACUUUUAACAUUAAUAUACUUUUAA
Messenger RNA from Rotaria sordida, 1302 nucleotides. The record is from the annotation of a GenBank genome assembly. NCBI's taxonomy places the organism in Eukaryota, Metazoa, Rotifera, Eurotatoria, Philodinida, Philodinidae.